ACAGCGCGCUGUUCUUGCGCAGACUGCGCUCCUCUGCUACCUGCUCGUCUCAUCGCUGUGCGCACGCUGUGCUGAAAGUUCACUCGCUCGCUGGCACUCACAAACUGGAACGGAAAAGUAAAGCAGACGACAUGGUGGAAUGACGAAAAGCUCUGUCCCCGCGUGCGACCACCCGACACCGAGAACACCGCGAGGAUGACGCCGCUUGUGGCGCCGCUCUGCCCGCGGAACGAGCGGCAGCGACCGGCCUGGCUGCUGCUGCUGACCGCGGUGCUGCUCAGCGUGUGCGCCACCUGUGCGGGACACCCAGCUGCCAAACACUGCCAACGUUUAGACUGUGUCAGCAAGGGACGGCACAUCUGUGAGCGUGGCUCCUCCCACUGUGGACCGUGCCUCUCCCCACUGGAAGAAAAUGAAGAAGGACGCUGUGUGAACAUGCUCAAGCACCGUCAGAACAGUUUGAAGAAUAAAGUGGUGUUCUACCCAGGAGUGGAUGAAGAGAUUGAUUAUCUGCACUCUGUUGUUGAAAAGCAGCAAAUAACACAGAAUAACCUCAGAAACAACCAUCCAAACGCCGAUGUUGUCUUCUCAACACCAGAUGUUAACAAACCCAAGCCAGGCCAUGCCCCCGUAAAGGAACAGCAGAUCAGAGUUCAAUUAGCUAAAGCUGUCCUCACCAAGGCUGGGACCCCCCACCAUGCAGCUUCUGCCAGUUUUAAACCGACUCCUCAACCCACAGUUUCUGCCCACCCUCAGGUGACCUCCCAGCCCAGGGUCACCAAUGUUAAUGGUCGACGUGGUCCCAUAGCUGUCAAAAGGCACAGGAACGAUGCAGUUAUUAUCAUCAUCAUCUCCCUGUGUGUGGUAGCUGGCACGGUAGCAGUCAUUGUGGCAACCGUCUGUUACAUCAGGACACAGAAAGAAUCACGCCUAGCUCAGAAGUUGGACUAUCCUACAUUCAGGGGUGUGAGCUUACCACCUACUGCUGCCAACGGUAUUUCGAUGGGAGACAAGGCGCUGGCUCACAACGCUCAAAUGUUUCACUAUCAGCAUCAAAAACAACAGAUGCUCUCAUUGGGAAAACACACACCUGAACAGAAAGUCCUGGACUCCGAGGCCACAUCAGAAGAGGAGGAAGUGGGCGGAGACUUCACGGUGUACGAGUGCCCUGGCCUCGCACCGACUGGAGAGAUGGAAGUAAAGAACCCGCUGUUCGAUGAGUCCAAUGAACAGUAUCAGCAGAAUCAAAAGUGAAACACACACGACACAUUUUGGUGGAAGGAACCAAUUCAUCCCGACACUGCAUGCGCAGAAACAGAGGAUUCAGGCAGAGGAUCGGUUAAUAAAAAGGACUUUUAGUGUUCACAUCCUCAUUACUGAUUUUAACCAUAAACACUUUAGAUCCUUUAUUUUUCAUUGUCUCAUUUUGUCACUUUAAGGUCUCCUCUCGCUUACCUUUGUUAUAUUUCUUUAUUUCUGCAGCUAUUUCCAAAGAAUGUGAUAAAAUAGCAGACACAGUUGUUAAACAGGUGUCCUCUCUUGUUUUGUCAUGCAUAACUAGUGACUAAACCACAUUCCUAACAGAUAACCUGCAGCCAGGAAAUGAUGUAAAAACUCAGUGACUCCGUCUCACAAGGUUUAGCGUCUGAAAUGUUACCGUCGGUGUUGGCACUUUUAUUCCUUGUACUAUAACCUGCACUUAAGAAGAAUUUAGAAAUAUAGACUAUAAAUAUGAGCUUAAAUGAAGUAUAUUUGAUUACGUCUGUUGCAUGGUUUUUCUGCACUGUGUUUGAAUCACAGCAAUGCUUUGAUAUUUAUUUUGACUCCUGUGUGGAUGCAUCAUAUUGCAUGAGGUAAAAGUGACUUAUAAGCCCUUUAAAGAACUUUUCAACAUAGGCUAUACAGAUGGAGAUACUCUGUAGGUGGCAAAUAUCAAAAUGUCAUACUAUCAUUUUCUCUUUUCUGGCCUAAGAUAACCUGGUGCUGCAAAAA
Thalassophryne amazonica is the source of this 1992-nucleotide messenger RNA. Its product is annotated as neural proliferation differentiation and control protein 1-like. Gene Ontology annotation, cellular component: membrane. Lineage: Eukaryota; Metazoa; Chordata; Actinopteri; Batrachoidiformes; Batrachoididae. The record is from RefSeq and is a predicted model, not a curated record.